AUGCGCAGCUCAGGCCCCACCUGGAGCCGCCCCGCCGCCCUCGCGUGCGGCAGCUCCGGGGCGCUCGCCGCGCCGCCCGCGGCGCGCCCCUCGGCGGCCGCGGCGGCCGCGGCCGCGGCCGCGGAGCUCUUCGGGCACUGGGCGGACUUCCUGCGGCCGAGGAAGUUCUCCGUGAGGCUGGACGUGAAGAUGAAGAGGGGCGCUGCGCCGUACCCGAGGAACCCGAACCGCAAGAAGCCGAUCCCCAAGGUGAAGGGGAUCGUCCGGAAGCUGCUAGAUGACUGGGCCGAGUGGAUGCGCAGGCUGGCGCUCGAGCUGCUGCGCGAGAGCCCCUCUGCUGCGCUCAGGGCCUGCUUCCCUCUGGCGCAGGUCUACUACCCGCUGCAGCGAGAGCUGCUCCAUGUCUCCUUCCUCGCCUGCUGGCUGCACCUCCAGGACGCGUACCCAGACCUGCUGGCGCGCUCCCUGGAGACCGCGCUGCACUCCCCGAACCUGCCGCCGGACAUCCUGCAGGCGCUGCUGAACCUCGCGGAGUUCAUGGACAGGAGCGGCCUCCCGCUACCCAUCGACGCGAGGACGCUGGGCGGACUGUCGGAGAAGUGCCACGCCUACGCCAAGGCGCCGGAGCGGGGAGCCGUUGAGGACACGGCCGGACGAUCGAAAUCGGCGGGCACGGAGAGCAGGGUGUGGGGGUGGGGAUGGCAGGGGACUGGGCCAGACGAGGGCAACUGGCGCCAGAGCUGCAGAGCUGGGGUCUGCGACGGGGCCGAGCGAGACAAGUCGACGGGAGCGUGGGUAGCUGUGGAGAGGGCCGAGCGAAGGGAAGUGGCGGGAGCGGAAGGCAAGGACCAGGUCCAGGGAACGUCGGGGACGUGGCUGCGCGAAGGCUGGGGGCAGCAGCAGGGCCGGGGCCCCGGGGGGGGCCCUUGGCGAUGCCAGCGGGCCCUUGCCGCGGGCACGUCCACAGCCACGGCGGACGGCGGAGAUUGCGAGUUCGGCCUGGUUGGCACCGCGGCGCUGACGCACGACGCGCCUCUUACGGGGCCCACGCUGCUCGUCGCGCAAUUCCAGGAGUCGCCCGACGCCGUGGACAGCGGAGCCGCCCCCGAAGCGAGGUCUGGGCAGCAGAUGGUGCAGGAUGCCUCUGCCGAGAGCGUCUGCGAGCAGGAGUUCUGGAGCCGGAUCCAGGAGGCGCACGCGGCCAAGCAGGCGGAGCAGUGGCGUGCUGUGCAGGCGCGCGUCAUGGCAGAGGAGUUGAGGCUGCAAGAGGUGCGCCUCCGCGUGGAGAGGAGGGCCAAGAGGGAACGCGCCGCCGCGUUCCUGCGGGAGCAGGGCUUCGCCGGGCUCAACGCGCGGAGGCGUCGCAGGUUCCCCUUCUGCGGCCGCUUCACCUACGCGCUCCACGCCGCCGUGCGGUUGAACGACGCUUCCGUAGUCGAGGUGCUCGUGCAGGCAGGAGCAGACAGCGAUCUUGAGGAUUCCGACAAGCUCACGCCGCUGGCGCUGGCCUUCAAGCUCAACAGGUGUGGGUCCCACGACCGUCUGAUCAUUCUCUCAGCCGACAGCGUCGCCAGCGCGCCUCCUCCGCCUCCACCUCCUGCUCCUCUACCCCCUCCUCCUCCUCCCCCUCCUCCUCCUCCCGCUGAUUGUGGUGAGUGCUCUGGUGGAGCCCUCCCUGCCGCGUGCAGUCACUGCACCGGGGUCGCGCUCGUGGGCGUGGUCUGCGACUGCGACUGCGGCGAUGCUGCUUGA
Messenger RNA from Prorocentrum cordatum, 1752 nucleotides. The record is from the annotation of a GenBank genome assembly. NCBI's taxonomy places the organism in Eukaryota, Dinophyceae, Prorocentrales, Prorocentraceae.